Molecule: messenger RNA, 246 nt
Organism: Mesocestoides corti
Lineage: Eukaryota; Metazoa; Platyhelminthes; Cestoda; Cyclophyllidea; Mesocestoididae
Source: the annotation of a GenBank genome assembly
AUGGGUUCGCGAAGACAGCGUGAGCUGCUCUCUUUCAUCAGCCGGCUGUUGAAUAAUUCACACACGCACCCGCACCCACACACCGUCCUAGACUGCGACGGUGAUACACCACUGCACGACGCCGUCUCCGGGGAGAACCUCGCCAUGGUGGAACUGCUUUUGGCCAAUCGAGCAGACCUCGCGAUAACUAAUAGCCUCGGGCACAACUGCCUCCACCACGCCGCCAUGAUGGGCAAUCCCACGUAA